AUGUCCGCCCUGGAGCGUGUCCGAGCGGGCGGCCGGAGCCUGGAUCGCCGCCUGGACGCCGUCUCCGGCCAGGCCCUGCUGGCCGGACUGCGGGCGGCCGGAGCCGUGUCCGAGCCCGAGGUGGCCGCGCUCGGACCGCCGGACAGCUCGGGCUGGACGCGGCGACUCCGCGCUCUGGCCGCGGCCAAAGGCGACCGGACGUGCCGCGUCCUGCUGACCGUCCUGGAGGGGCUGGAGGGGCCACCCCGGCCGGGGCCCUUCGAUUUUUACAACCCCGAGCGCGACGCGGUGGCCGGACACCGCUCGGACUGUCCGUGCUGCCGGCCGGAGCCCGAGUGGACGCGCGAGGAAGAGGAGGAACCCAAAACUGGGGAUGAAGAACCCAAAACUGGGGAUGAAGAACCCAAAAUUGGGGAUGAAGAACCCAAAAAUGGGGAUGAAGAACCCAAAAUUGGGGAUGAAGAACCCAAAAUUUGGGAUGAAGGCCAUGAGGAUGAUGAAGAACCCAAAAUUGGUGAUGAAGGCCACGAGGAUGAUGAAGAACCCAAAAUUGGUGAUGAAGAACCCAAAAUUGGUGAUGAAGGCCACGAGGAUGAUGAAGAACCCAAAAUUGGUGAUGAAGGCCACGAGGAUGAGGAUGAAGAACCCAAAAUUGGUGAUGAAGGCCACGAGGAUGAUGAUGAAGAACCCAAAAAUGAAGAUGAAGGCCACGAGGAUGAGGAGGAUGGAGGGGAUGAAGAUUAAGGGGUGGGGCUGAGGAGGAGGAGGGAAAAAAAGAAGGGGAUGAAGGUGAUGAAGAUGAGGAGGAAU
Lonchura striata (white-rumped munia) is the source of this 810-nucleotide messenger RNA. RefSeq lists its product as uncharacterized. NCBI's taxonomy places the organism in Eukaryota, Metazoa, Chordata, Aves, Passeriformes, Estrildidae. The record is from RefSeq and is a predicted model, not a curated record.